This is a messenger RNA of Vicia villosa (hairy vetch), 988 nucleotides long. RefSeq names its product histidine-containing phosphotransfer protein 1-like. The record is from RefSeq and is a predicted model, not a curated record. Gene Ontology annotation, cellular component: cytoplasm; nucleus. The coding region runs from base 217 to 666 and encodes 149 amino acids. Gene Ontology annotation, molecular function: histidine phosphotransfer kinase activity; protein histidine kinase binding. The transcript is spliced from 6 exons. Gene Ontology annotation, biological process: phosphorylation; phosphorelay signal transduction system; cytokinin-activated signaling pathway. NCBI's taxonomy places the organism in Eukaryota, Viridiplantae, Streptophyta, Magnoliopsida, Fabales, Fabaceae.
AGAAGCAGCCAGAAGCAGUAUAUAUGCAAAUUAAGGAUAAAUCCCUCUUUUCGGAAACCUAACAAACCAAAACCAGUAACGUUUUCAUCUCACAAUUCAGACAAACAGACACUCAUUUUUACUACAAUUUAAUACUGCUUCUGUUCCUUUUCAAUCUCAACUCAAUAACCUUUUUCUUCCCCUAUAUAUUCAUUCAGAUUUACUUGUAUCGACAACAUGGAUCAUUUACAGAGGAAGCUACGCGACCAUGAAGCUAAUAUGUUUCAACAGGGAAUUCUGGAUGAUCAGUUCAGUCAGCUUCAGAAACUUCAAGAUGACAGUAGUCCAGAUUUUGUCUAUGAGGUUGUCACUUUGUUCUUUGCUGAUUCUGACAAACUACUCAACAACAUGUCACGUGCACUAGAGCAACCAUCGGUGAAUUUCAAACAAAUUGAUGCUCAUGCCCAUCAACAAAAGGGAAGCAGUGCUAGUGUUGGUGCGGCUAGAGUUACAAGUAUUUGUGCCACCUUCAGAAGUUUCUGUGAGGCUCAGAAUCUGGAAGGGUGUUGUAGAUGUCUACAACAAUUGCGACAGGAAUACGAUCAACUGAAGACUAAUCUUCUAUACCUAUUCAAGCUGCAACGAGACAUCAAGGCUUUCCGUCGUUCUAUUCCUACAAGGGAGUAAAAGAUCGCAUGAUUGCGAACUGUUGAUAUUGAGAAAAAGAUUAUGAAGCUUUCUGUUUAGCUGCUGAUUUUGUUUGUCUUGGUUUUUUCUGGAUUGUUCCUUCAGAAUUAGAGCUAGUUUGAAUGAUGGGAUAAUGUUGAUGUGAAUGAGCAUUUCUUGCUUACUUUGUUUUGGUUUUUGCUGGAUUGUUCCUUCAGAAUUAGAGGUAGUUUGAAUGUUGGGACAGUGUUGAUGUGAUGCGAAUGCUCAUUUCUUGCAUAGUUUGAUAGAUAUAUAUGAUAUACUAUAUGAUUUUUCCUAAUAAAGUAGUGGUUCAUUUGAA